This is a messenger RNA of Miscanthus lutarioriparius, 648 nucleotides long. NCBI's taxonomy places the organism in Eukaryota, Viridiplantae, Streptophyta, Magnoliopsida, Poales, Poaceae. The record is from the annotation of a GenBank genome assembly.
AUGAAUUUCAUUGUGAACGGAGUUCGUUCUAUUAUAUUUGGAUUUCAUGCAUAUGUGUUCCUUCUUCAAAGAAAAGUGUAUACUUUAGUGCUGUUAGAUCUUCCUGGUCUCUUGUUUUUCUCGACCUACACAUUGCUUGUGCUAUUCUGGGCAGAGAUAUACCAUCAGGCUAAGCAUCUUCCCACUGACAAGCUAAGGACUAUAUACAUUGCAGUUAAUAGUGUCAUAUAUGUAAUUCAGGUUUGUAUUUGGGUAUACCUUGGAAUAAAUGACAAUCCUCUCAUGGAGCUUGUGAGCAAAGUAUUCAUAUCAGCUGUCUCAUUUAUAGCUCUUCUAGGAUUCUUAAUUUAUGGUGGAAGGUUAUUUGUCAUGCUGAGACACUUUCCAAUUGAAUCAAAGGGGCGGAGAAAGAAGCUUAUUGAGGUUGGGACCGUGACAGCAAUUUGCUUUACCUGCUUCUUGAUAAGAUGCAUUGUGGUGGCAUUUUCAUCAUUUGAUCCUGAUCUAUCUCUUGAGGUUUUGGAUCAUCCAGUUUUGGAUUUCUUCUACUACAUGUUGACAGAGAUACUGCCCUCUGCCCUUGUACUAUUCGUCCUGCGGAAACUUCCUCCCAAGCGUGUAUCAGCGCAAUACAACUCUAUUCGUUAG